CCCAGGUACCCCCACUAAAGUUCUUGCAGAAGACUUGGUUAACUCCCAUACGCAGCAUAAGGAAAAGGAAAAAGAGCAAAGAGCCAGAGAAACAGUUAAAGAGUCGGAUAAAAGGUGGCAGUCCUCUCAGAAAAACAGUCCCUCCCCAGACAAGGCAACGAGAGGAAAAGGUAUCAAUAAAGAAGAAAUCAGGAAAGCAUCCCUCCUUCAAUUACAACAAUCACAUCACUCACUACAAACCCAACGGAUAGCUCUUAGAAUCCAUUUGAAUGGACUUAAUUAUGGACGUUGGAAUUCCAGACGUGCAAUAUUAAAUUCCCUAAGCCAGCUUCUUCACUAUCACAGGGGCAUGAUUGAUCUCCGUGCUGUGGAGUGGUUACCCAAAUUGGAAGCGGAUUCUCCUGUCUUUCCAACAGCCCACCAUACCACAGAUGCUAUUCAAGAUGAAGGCAUAUUUAGCCUCCUUCCCAAUCUUUCCCAUCAGAGUCUUUGGUGAGGAAAGGGUUACUCCGUUAAUAACUAACAUGCAAGCUCCCAAGGUGGCUGCCUCCUCCUCAUUUUCAAUCUUGGAAAAGAGAGAGAAAGACAGUGGGAGUCAACCAGCCCUGCCGGUGAAGAGAUACUUAACAGCACAGAAGCUGGUCUCAUUAACGCUUUCGGUGCUCUCCCAAGGAAAGAACAAGACAAGUUAGAAAAUUUAAAGAAAUCCUUAAAGAAAUUUAAAGAAAUAUGGUGACUUUUCUAGUACAUUCCACUAUUUUCCAUCUUUUGGACCUCAAAAUUUUCAUUUCAACAAUCUUUCCAAUUUUUCAUACUAGAGUUCUAAUAAUGAAGGCUCUGUAUUUUUUCAAAAUACAACUUACAACAGUUGUUUAGUACUGUUCGAAGUUACAACUACACUGAAAAAGUGAC
Thamnophis sirtalis is the source of this 912-nucleotide messenger RNA. Lineage: Eukaryota; Metazoa; Chordata; Lepidosauria; Squamata; Natricidae. The record is from RefSeq and is a predicted model, not a curated record.